AUGUAUGUCCCCAAGGUCGCGCCUAGGUCUCAGUCAGACAUUACGCCAACCAGCAGGCCGGCGGUCUCUUGGGGCGUCGUAUUCGUCAUUCUUGCCCUUGUAUUACCAUUCACAAUGUUCGGAAUUCUUUGUUUCCUUUUCCCAGAUUUCAGACGGCAUGGAGAUAGACACGCAAUCGACCCCGAAAAGCAGCUGGAGUUUUCUAAAAUUAGAUCGAAAGGAGGCCAACAACUCGCUAGGUUCGCAGAAGGUAUCAUGAAAUACUUCUACUGCAAUGGUGUCAAGCUACCUUCUCGGAUAAGAUCAGGACGACAUGGAACGCAAGCAUUGUCCUUGUCUACUACCUUUGAUGAUCUUUCUGAAAGACGCUACAAUGCUUGGGAUACUAGCUACUUUGGCAAUGGUGCUGAGUAUAUGUCUGGAGCCGUAGUCGGACCCAAUCGCUCUUCACAGAACACUGCACGACGACGAGGCCGACGCCGCAAUGACGAACGCACCAGUUCCUUUUUCCAUGAAAUGGCACGAAACGCUGUCACGAAGAUCCUGCUUCCAGACGGAUCUAAUCGAUAUUCGUCGAGAAACACUGAAAGUGCAAACGAUCUCGAAGUAGGGGUAGCUUCUACAGAGACAACGCCAAGUCGUCCACGAGGCUUCUCGCUGCCGAUAAUGCCAUCAACAUCGUCUAUGUUUAAGGCCAGUCAAUCUAAAUCGGAGGAUGCUCCACCAAACGAAUCAAACGACUUCUCAGCGUUCAAUACAGAGCCUCACAAAGUGCAAAUUGUGCCAUCAUCAAUGUCCUCACUAGAAACAUCUUACUACUUACCUGAGCCUGCGACAGCGGCAUACAACUAUCAUGCUCUAGCUCUGGAUGGCUGUGUCGAAGGGCCUUCAAACAUGAACGCAAGGCUGGAACAUCAGCCAAGGAAAAGCCACAGAAGCCAUAGUUGGAACUCGUCAGUAACAUCCACACUUGACAUCCCGACACUUGACAUCCCGACACUUGACAUCCCUAAACAACGAAAUCUGGAUGAUGCCUUCGAACUACAAAGCCUUCGUAAUUACGAAGCGGAGAGCUCAAUCGAUGGCGCUGUGGACUCACGUCUACCAAGCGAUGCCACAACCUCCUUCUACAACCCUGAACAUCGUAAAGUGUAUGAGCCCCCUCUUCCGGACUACAGCAUGUCCGGCUUCUACAACAUCCCCAUCAGCGUGCUCCAAUAUGGACAGCACGACUGGCAACUCUCUCCCAGCCAAGCUAUGACCAACACUCCAUUCGAUACAGCACGAACCCACCUCGCUCCCAAUACAGAGUGCCCACGAACACCAAGCCGCUGCUUCCCUCUCCGCCGUCUCCAACACAGACACAGCGACUCCUCUCUCAACGAGCGCCGUUUCCCAUACGAAGCUAGUCUCUUCGACGCCAAUGACUACCCACUCGAACCACCGGCAUCUUUGGGGCGGAAAAUGAGAGUGAGGAGAAACACUAAAAUGAGCCCUGUGCCCAAGGAGCCGAUGCUUUUCUUUGAUGGUGCCUGUGAUGAAGGGUUAGAUAUUCCACGUAAACGGCCCCUCUCUGCGCGAAGGCAAGAGGAGGAGCCAGAUGCUGGUAGAGAUUAUACUAUUGAUGAUCUGCCGUCUGGUUCGUCGCCUAAGGGAGCGUUGGCGGGGAAUCCGUUCGCUGUGAGGGAUAAGGCGAGAAACUUGUCUGGGGAAGUGGUAGAGUCACCGGAGUACCCUGGCAGAACGGCGGCGGCAGCCAGAGGGAGUCCUAUACCCUUCACACCACCGCCGAGACGGCCUACGUAUAUGACUAAUGCCAGCACUGGCUCCUCAAGCCCGGCCACGAGUCGGACAACUUCGAGAUCGCCAUCGCCGUACGUGAGCUCCCCCAUUUCUCUGAGUGGGGAGAAAGUCGACUUUGAGACGCAGAAACGGCAGUUCUCGGGUCCGGCGGAACGGGAGAGGAGUUUGAGACGCUUGAGGAGGGUUGGUGGGAAGGUUGGUGGGAAGAUUGGUGGGAGGAGUGGGUUGCAGAAGUUUGGGUUGCAUACGCAGGGGAGUUUGAUGGGUGAGAGUGGCCGUGAUGGGGGGAAUGGGGGGAAUGGGGGGAAUGGGGGUGGUACGGUCGAGAUGGAGAGAGUCGGGAAGGGUGGAGAAGAUGGCAAGAGUACAGUGGGUACCAUGUCUACGAUUGCUGUUGAUAGUGAGGAGGUUGAGAUGGGGCAGAAUCGACGGGUGGGGGGGACCGAGGGUCGGGGUGAUACGGAUGGGAUUCUUGGGGGGGUUGGUGAUGGUGGUGAGUAUGAUGGGAAUGGGGAGUUGAGGAGGAGUCUGACGCAUAAGCGUGAGGGGCAGAAGAUUCUGGGUAGUGAGGGUUUGGGUGAGGGUUUGGGUGCUGUGGUUACGGAGGGGGAGUGA
This is a messenger RNA of Bacidia gigantensis, 2418 nucleotides long. RefSeq lists its product as uncharacterized. The transcript has 3 exons. The coding region runs from base 1 to 2418 and encodes 805 amino acids. NCBI's taxonomy places the organism in Eukaryota, Fungi, Ascomycota, Lecanoromycetes, Lecanorales, Ramalinaceae. The record is from RefSeq and is a predicted model, not a curated record.